This is a messenger RNA of Hyphopichia burtonii NRRL Y-1933, 802 nucleotides long. Its product is annotated as mitochondrial 54S ribosomal protein bL28m. The transcript has 2 exons. Gene Ontology annotation, molecular function: structural constituent of ribosome. NCBI's taxonomy places the organism in Eukaryota, Fungi, Ascomycota, Pichiomycetes, Serinales, Debaryomycetaceae. The record is from RefSeq and is a predicted model, not a curated record. Gene Ontology annotation, cellular component: mitochondrial large ribosomal subunit. The coding region runs from base 92 to 802 and encodes 236 amino acids.
AGGUGGAAAAAAAACUGUAUUUAGGCUGCAUUUGAUAAUUCACGGGCUCGCUUAGUGGUCAGCAGACUUCAUUCUUAUCAAUUAGCUGUAAAUGGCUUACGGGCCUGCCGAAGGCACCCCUCAAAAGGCGGCUGAAAAAUACUGGAAAAUCACCAGAUACGCCAAACCAAUUGAUAAGACGAUCUAUAAAGAAGGAGAUCAGAGACCAAACGUACCAAUACCUUACUAUAAACCAACCAUUCCAGAAUACGAGUACGAGCCAUUAUACUUCAAGCGUCAAAACAGAGGAUUGUACGGAGGAUUACAAAGAAGUAGUUCUAAAAGCUGUUCUAAAAACGGUAAGAAUAAAAAUUUAAGAACUCACUUACCUCAUAUUGUUAAUACUACGUUAUGGUCAGAAACAUUACAAAAAUCAUUGAAGAUGAGAGUGGCCACCAGGGUCUUGAAAACUAUUGACAAAGAAGGCGGUUUGGAUAAUUAUUUGACUAAAGAUAAACCAGCUAGAGUUAAAACUUUAGGUUUAAAAGGCUGGCAAUUACGUUUUGAAAUCUUAAAAUUAAAAGAGUUGGAAGAAUUAGGACAAGUUGACGGGAAACAAGUCUACUACAUCCAUGACGAUGGUAAAAAAAUUACCGUUGGUAGAAAGCAAUUAUUAAAAGAAUUGUUCCCUUUGGUUUACAAAGAUAAUUACUAUCCAAUUGACUUUAACCAAUUCUUAAAAUCCCACACUGUGUUGACCACAAAAGAAUUGGUCGAUAAGUUACUCCACUAUAAUUAUGACUUUUCCCAAAUCUCAAUAUAA